This is a messenger RNA of Diprion similis, 4069 nucleotides long. RefSeq names its product nuclear receptor-binding protein homolog (gene Madm). The coding region runs from base 621 to 2444 and encodes 607 amino acids. Gene Ontology annotation, biological process: protein phosphorylation; endoplasmic reticulum to Golgi vesicle-mediated transport; intracellular signal transduction. The record is from RefSeq and is a predicted model, not a curated record. Gene Ontology annotation, cellular component: endomembrane system; cytoplasm. NCBI's taxonomy places the organism in Eukaryota, Metazoa, Arthropoda, Insecta, Hymenoptera, Diprionidae. Gene Ontology annotation, molecular function: ATP binding; protein serine/threonine kinase activity. The transcript has 11 exons.
AUUUUCCCGCGAGAGGCAGUCGCUGCCGGUGGGCGCGGCGUUACUGUUGUGCAUAGACUUGUAUUACGCUUUUGGUAACCGAAGAUAGAGCGAGAUGAUAUUACAGCGCAAUGGCAAUGAGCAGCAGUGUAUAGUGUGUGUCACACGGUAAUAAUUCUAUCCCUUUCACGUCACACGGGUUUUAAUUUGAAACCAGUGAUCUCGAUGGAUAAUAUUUCGGCGAUGAAUUCUGCCGGAAACGGUUCGUCGAGUACUAGCGAAUAGAUUGUCUUGCUGCCAGACCGCGUAGUGCCGUAAAUAAUAAUAGACAUAACACGUUAAAAUUGGGAUCGGUCGUGCUGCAUGUGUCACUCUAGUAGAGGAGUAGGAGGCGUAUACAAUAUAUAAAUACAUUUAAAUAAAAGAUAAUAAUUUUAUACUCAACCUCACUCACCCCCCUCUUGACUUCCCCUACCUUCGCCGACGUUUUCUACUUCAUCCACAUUUUAAUAAUACACACUUCUCUCGCAGUGAUCAAAUGUAACUCUAAAUAUCAAUAUAAUAUUAUUAUGGUAUUUAACUCGGUGACUCAGUUCUGCAGCUUUCAAGUUUUCAACGUGCCGUCAUAAUUGUUGUAUGUAAUGCCUGGGAGUCGAUCCAGCACAGACCCAGAGCACAAGUCACCGCGAGAAAGUGGCGAGGAUUCUGAGGAUGAGAGUGAAAUCCUCGAGGAGAGUCCCUGCGGACGCUGGCUCAAGAGGCGAGAAGAGGUCUAUGUACCUACUAAAUCUGCUCUAGCCGAAGGGUCCAACUUUGCAGGAUCAGCUCGGAGUAACGCCGCGGAAAACGACAAGAAUCUAUCAAACGCCGAUAUGGAAGCUGAAAAGAGGGAUUUGCCGGGCAUUGAUUGCGCCUACCUUGCUAUGGACACAGAGGAAGGUGUUGAGGUUGUUUGGAAUGAGGUACAGUUUUCCGAGCGUAAGAAUUUCAAAGCGCAAGAGGAGAAAAUUCAACUUGUCUUUGAAAAUUUGACUCAACUAGAGCAUCCCAAUAUAGUGAAAUUUCAUAGAUAUUGGACAGAUACUCAUAAUGACAAGCCACGGGUAAUAUUCAUAACUGAAUAUAUGUCUUCGGGAUCGUUAAAACAAUUCCUCAAAAGGACGAAACGUAACGUUAAAAAAUUACCACUGCAGGCUUGGAAACGAUGGUGUACACAAAUUCUUUCAGCAUUAAGUUACCUGCAUUCUUGCUCACCUCCUAUUAUUCAUGGAAAUCUUACCUGUGAUACUAUUUUUAUUCAGCACAAUGGCCUAGUUAAAAUUGGUUCAGUCGCGCCUGAUGCUAUUCAUCAUCACGUCAAAACCUACAGGGAAAAUAUGAAGAAUAUGCAUUUUGUUGCUCCAGAAUAUGGAAUUUUAUCCUCAGGCUCGUUAACUCCAGCUACCGACAUUUAUUCCUUUGGAAUGUGUGCAUUGGAAAUGGCAGCAUUAGAAAUUCAAGGAAACGGCGAUACUGGUACCGUAGUUACGGACGAAAAUAUCAAUAAAACUAUAGAAUCGUUAGAUGAUAGCCAGCAGAAGGAUUUUAUUCAUAAAUGUCUUCAAGUGAAUCCCAUCUGUCGGCCUAGUGCCAGAGAACUUUUGUUUCAUCCUCUACUUUUCGAGGUUCACACACUGAAGCUGUUGGCUGCCCAUGCUUUGGUUAAUUCAGCCACAAAUAUAUCAGAGACAAUAACAGAUGAGGUGCUACAAAGGCUGUACGGACCCGAUACAGUCGUUGCUGAAAUACGUUAUGCAGGUCGUUCUCCGCAACAAAUUCGUUCAAGUGAUAUUCCAGUUGCUGAAAAAUUAGAGAAAUUCGUCGAAGAUGUAAAGUAUGGAAUAUACCCGUUGACUGCAUUUAUGGCUAAAUUACCGCCUCCGGUUCGACCUCGUGCCAUAUCCCCAGAAGUAACGGAAUCUGUCAAGUCCGUAACACCCGAACCACUUGAUUUCGAAUCUCGGAGAGUUGUCAAUAUGAUGUGCAACGUCAAGCCUAGAGAGGAGAGUCGCGAACUGCUUAUGACAAUACUUUUGCGAAUGGAUGAUAAAAUGAACAGGCAACUGACGUGUCCUGUAACGCAAAUAGACACAUCGAUGCUUCUUGCACAAGAACUCGUACAUUUUGGGUUUAUCAACGAGAACGAUCGUGAUAAGAUAGGAAAUCUAAUCGAGGAGGCAUUAAGAAGUUGUUUCAACAAGCAAAUGAUGAAUCCCGGAAUGGUAUCCUUGACAAAUCUUCCAACGCAAACAACACUGCUACUCUCCGGGCCUGAAAUGCCGUGUUUACAACAUUUAGAUAAUAAUUCCUCUGUCGUUGGUGGUGCAACAGCGAGUGGCGGUGACAGUUUGACUGGAAAUUCGUAUAGAAAAGGAACGGAAAGUAGAGAAGCAGAAUCAUCAAUAAUCGCCGACAGCGGUAGUUAACCAUCGAGAGGAGUCGUGAUAAUUCAGUUCAAUGUGCCACCCUGCACAUUUUAUAUAUAGACUGGCUAUGUAUUUUUAUAUUUAAGUAAAUACGACAGAAAGUUAUGGAAUAAUGAGGGAUGUGAGCUUGGAAGGAGCGGGGAGGGGGAAUCUGAGUCGUGGCUUUCGAAAAAGCAUAACCGUGAUGAUAAACAUGCACAUUUUAACCGAAUCAUAUUUCACGGUACGAUAUGACAGUUCGUAGUGAACUCAAUUUCAGGGUCGAAAUAUUUGGUAAGAUGAAUAAAGUAAAUUUUAUUUAGUAAAUCGUAUUAGAAAUGGUCAUAUUGUAUUAUCGCUGAAAUGUUAGUGAGACAAAUUUUAUAACAUUCUUAGGGUCUAAACUCUCUUUUCGGGAAAAAAUAAAAAAAAAAUAAAAAAAAACUACAAACUCUCAGUUACGACGCCGCCGGAAAAAGAUAGAGUAUUAAUUGUUUGAUAUUAUUACAUGAAUUUUUUUGUUUUAUUUGCAAGGAGACGUCUUACCUUCCGUUAGUCCCGCUUUUGCUACAUACAAAAUAUUAAUAUGCUUAAAUAGAGAUGCAUUUUGAUAACUUUUUACUUUCUCCCCAAAGACACGUACGCGAGGAAAGUAAAAAUAGAACGAAAAUUAUUUCUUAUUUUCGACUCUAGAAUUUAAUUUCGCUUUCAUAUAAAUUUUCUCGUGUACAUACAAUGUAUUUUUUUCUUUCUUCAUAAUUAGCAACUUGUAGAAUUCUAAAUUAUUUUAUACACUUCGAGAGAUUUCAAUUUCUUAAUUCAGCAUUUUUGCCCCUGAAUAAUACUCGUUCGUGUACGCAAUUGAUACAAUUUCUGUUAUUUUUUUAUUUUUAUUUUUAAUUUUUUUCUAGUAUUCAAGACAAUUGCAAAAAAAGAAAAAGAAAAACCACAAGAAACCGUGUAUCUUGAUAUUUCAAUCGAUAGGCAUUAUUUUUAUAUGUACAAUGAAAAUUCGGAGAAAAAAAAAACGUUAUUUAAUAAUCAAUAAAUAAUUUAAAGUAACAACACACGAUGCUGUUAUAAAAAAUUACAAACGCAUUUUUUGAUAACAGCAUCGUCUGCUUUUCGUUUCUUUUCUAAUCAUUUUUUACUUAUCACUCUGUGCGAUGGUUUUGAAGAAUAUCUCCAACACCUUUUGGGCAGCUCCGCAUCUGCCAUCGAUAUGUCCUACCAUGAAAUAAAAUAUGUACCUACCUAGCUGAGUGAUACCUUGAACGCAAAGCUGAGUAAUAGAUUGUGUUAACAAAAGUAAGAUAAUCAUAAAUAUCGAACGCUCGAAUGCUCGGAGACUUUAUUACAGAUUACUGCAUAUUUCUUGUGAAAAUCAAUUUAAUAUCUCGAUUCUCAUCCUACCACUACUACUACUAAAACUACUGCUACUACUACUAAUACUACUGCUACUACUACUACUACUACUACUACUACUACUACUACUCGCGGAAUAAUAAAGCUGCGCCACUUUGCGCAAUUGUUUAUAGCAGCGGUAUAAUGCCAAAUUUGUUCGUUGUACCUAUUAAGUGUAAUAAUCGUAGUAUGUAUAAAAUGUAGUAGGUCUCUGAAUCACCAAUAAAACAAAUAUUUACAAA